Messenger RNA from Didymodactylos carnosus, 285 nucleotides. The record is from the annotation of a GenBank genome assembly. NCBI's taxonomy places the organism in Eukaryota, Metazoa, Rotifera, Eurotatoria, Philodinida, Philodinidae.
AUGACAACAUUUAAUGAUAAUGAAAUACAAGAAUGGUAUAAAGGUUUUAUGAAAGAUUGUCCAAGUGGAAAUUUAACAAUGAGCGAAUUUAAAAAAAUAUAUUCACAAUUUUUUCCUUAUGGUGAUUCUUCAAUAUUUGCAGAACAUGUAUUUCGACGAUUCGAUGAAGAUCGUAAUCAACAAAUAUCAUUUCCAGAAUUUUUAACAGCAUUAAGUGUCACUUCAAGAGGAAAACUCGAAGAAAAACUCACAUGGGCAUUUGGAUUAUACGGUAUCUAUCAUUAG